CACUGCAACAUGGCUGCUCCCAUGGAGUGUGGUGCUGAUAACAAUACUUCAGAAAACAACAUGUCCUUAAAGAAAGCUCUGUCCGCAGUUUCUCCCCUCACUCUGAGAAUCGUUGCUGAAUGCCCGGUGACAAAAGCGAGAGCGUGUGAUCUCGUGCUGCCACACAGUCCCGUUAGCACCCCGGUUUUCAUGCCUGUGGGUACUCAGGGAACUAUGAAGGGGAUCACUGUGGAUCAGCUGGAGGGUCUUGACUGUCAGAUCUGUCUUGGAAACACAUACCACCUGGGCAUGAGACCGGGGCCUGAUUUGAUCGAGAAAGCCAAUGGUUUGCACGGGUUCAUGAACUGGAAGAGAAAUCUUCUGACUGACAGUGGUGGGUUUCAGAUGGUGUCUCUUGUCGAGCUCUCAGAGGUCACCGAGGAAGGGGUGAAGUUCAAGUCCCCCUAUGAUGGCAAAGAGAUCCUCCUGAGUCCUGAGAAAUCCAUCAGCAUACAGAACAGUCUAGGAUCAGACAUCAUGAUGCAGCUGGACGAUGUGGUCAGCAGUACUGUGACAGGACCCCGUGUGGAGGAGGCAAUGCACAGAUCCAUUCGCUGGCUGGAUCGAUGCAUUGCAGCCAACAAACAUCCAGACAAACAAAAUCUCUUUGCCAUCAUCCAGGGAGGGCUGAAUGCAGAGCUACGCAAGACCUGUCUUGACGAAAUGACUCGACGUGACGUUCCUGGUUUUGCAAUUGGGGGCCUGAGUGGAGGAGAGGAGAAGGAUGACUUCUGGAGGAUGGUCACUCUGAGCACCGACCACCUGCCACGAGAGAAGCCUCGAUACCUCAUGGGCGUGGGGUAUGCUGUGGAUUUGGUGGUGUGUGUAGCUCUGGGUUGUGAUAUGUUUGACUGCGUGUUCCCCACCCGCACUGCCAGGUUUGGCUCAGCUCUGGUACCUUGGGGUUCUCUCCAGGUGAAACAGAAGCAGUAUGCCAAGGACUUCCAGCCAAUAGAUCCAGACUGCCAGUGUCCCACCUGCAAGAGACAUAGCCGGGCUUACCUCCAUGCUCUGUUUAAGAGUGACACUGCAGCCAUGCAUCACAUCACCAUCCACAACAUUGCCUACCAGCUCACCCUGAUGCGCUCUGUGAGACAGAGUAUUGUGGAGGGCCGCUUCCCGGAGUUUAUACGGACGUUCAUGAAGCGAAUGUUUCCCUCUCCUGAGCAGUACCCCGGCUGGGCUGUGGACGCUUUAGCCUCCGUCAACGUUACACUGGACUAGAUCUUGGAGACGGGGAUGUUAAACAGUGACUGAAAGAUUUUAUAUCUUUUUAAAUGACUCUUUUUAUGUAUGAUUGUUUUCUACUUUUUCUUUAUAUUUGUAUAUGUAUUUCCAGUUUUGUGGGCAAUGAAGAAAAUGGCUUUUGAUCUGAAGGGAUAAAGCCAGAUCGUGUCUUGCUUUACUCAGCCUCUGCAAAUUGUCCUCAGAGUACACAUUAUCAUAAUGUAAGACUGAAUGGGGUUUAAAUGAGGUUUGAAACACAUGAACUAUCUCCUCUGAUAUGCUCAGACACUUUUUGUUGUUACCAUGGCUACAGAGCUAGGCGCACCCACUUGAACUGAAAUGUUUUUGCUUUCCUCUCAACCCCGAGCGCAGUACAGAGGUAUUUCCUUUUUUGCCAAAGACACGAGAUUAAUAAAUGUAUUCUGGUGUUUUAUUCCUAACAGACUAGUAACAGUUUGAGCACAUGAAUGAAUCCAGCUCACUACAGAUAGUGUGCUUGUGUCAUGAUGACCACCAGAGGGCAAAAUAAACAACAUCAGAGCAAA
Messenger RNA from Plectropomus leopardus (leopard coralgrouper), 1811 nucleotides. RefSeq names its product queuine tRNA-ribosyltransferase 1 (gene qtrt1). The record is from RefSeq and is a predicted model, not a curated record. Lineage: Eukaryota; Metazoa; Chordata; Actinopteri; Perciformes; Serranidae. Gene Ontology annotation, cellular component: cytosol. Gene Ontology annotation, molecular function: tRNA-guanosine(34) queuine transglycosylase activity.